Molecule: messenger RNA, 2097 nt
Organism: Centruroides sculpturatus (bark scorpion)
Lineage: Eukaryota; Metazoa; Arthropoda; Arachnida; Scorpiones; Buthidae
Gene: Dbp73D
Product: ATP-dependent RNA helicase DDX51-like
Exons: 2
Coding region: 94-2082 (662 amino acids)
Cellular component (GO): nucleus
Molecular function (GO): nucleic acid binding; ATP binding
Source: RefSeq, a predicted model, not a curated record
AGCGCCUCUAUCGGCUAUCUUACGAAAUAGAUUUGCUAAUUUGAUUAAGUAGCACGUGGUAUUAUUUUGAAGUGUAAUUUUUGUUAUUUUAAUAUGAAUAGAUAUUAUGGAUCAGAUGAUGAAAUUGAAAGUGGAGAACAAACUGAAAAAAGAAAGCGAAAAAUCAUAAAGAAAGUUCUGAAAGAAGCAAAGGAACGAGAAAAGAAAUUUAAAGAAUAUAAAUUAUUAGAAGUAAAUGCAGAUGUGUCUUCAGAUACUGAAAAUAUACCUAAUAAGAAAAUUAAAUAUGAUGAUUCAUCUGUAAAUGGCGUAAAAUCUGAAUUAACGACAGAAACAUUUGAUGGUGAUGAAAGUCGUGAUUCUGACAAUUCAUCUGUACAAGCACAAACAGUAGAAUCAAAAACAGCUGUAAAAUUGUCAAAAAAGAAAAGGAAAUUGUUAAGGAAACAGGAGAAUGCAGCAAAAGAAUACACUGUUAUUGGCGAAGACGUGUCUCGUAAAAAGCAUCAAGUUCAACGUGUUCUACCCGAUUGGCUUGCUAAUCCAAUUACUGUGGAUUUGGAUUUACAUAAGAAAGAAAUUCCAGUUGAAGAAUAUGAUAAUCUUGAUAAAUCUAUUCUUAAAAAUUUAAAAACUUUUAAAAUUUCACAUUUUUUUCCAAUUCAACAAGUUGUGAUACCAGAACUUAUAAAUUCAAAUUAUAAAAGAUGGUAUUGUCGACCCGAAGACAUCUGCGUAUCUGCUCCAACUGGAAGUGGAAAAACUUUGGCUUUCGUCAUACCGAUUGUUAUGGCUUUAAAAGAUCGAGUUGUUACGGCAGUAAGAUGUUUAGCCGUGUUGCCUGUACGAGAUUUAGCCGAACAAGUUUUUAAAGUUUUUUAUAAUUACUGUCAAAGUACUACAUUGACGGUAGCGAAACUGACAGGAAGCAAAACAUUUGCCGAAGAACAAAAAAGUCUUGUUAAAAAAGGAAUUCGUGGAUUUCAUAGUUUAGCUGAUAUUGUUGUAGCUACUCCAGGUCGACUUAUCGAUCAUCUACAUAGCACAGAUGGUUUCUCUUUGUCUCACUUACAGUUUCUUGUUAUUGACGAAGCAGAUCGAAUGAUGGAAGAAAUUCAUCAAGGAUGGUUGAACGAAGUAGAGAAAGCCAUAUAUGGAGAAAAUGCUCAAAAGAUCAAUGGUUGCUGCUGUCAAGAGCAAUUGUAUUCAAAAGUUAAUUGUUCUUAUUUGACACCUUGCGUCCACGGACACAUGUCUGAUCCACUGCAAAAACUUCUUUAUUCGGCCACAUUGUCGGAAGAUUCUGAUAAAAUUCAACAACUUUCCCUCUUUUGUCCAAAACUUUUCACUAGUACUAUUGAUCCAAAGUUAAUUAAAGUAUCAAAAUAUAAGAAAAAUGACAAGUCUAUCAAUAAAAUUACAAAUGAACCCACUAUAAAAUAUGUCACUCCAGCAGAGUUGACAGAAUAUUUUGUUGUUUGUAAUCCAACCUUGAAACCCUUAGUGGCAUGGUAUCUUGUCGUAUUGAGAAAUUAUAAAAAAGUUUUAUGUUUUACAAAAUCUGUCGAGAGUUCUCAUAGAUUACAUUUGGUUUUAAAGAGAAUGGGUAAAUUGACAGUAGAAGAGUUUUCUUCUAAAGUGCCAAACUCUCAAAGAAAAGAGAAUUUAAAGAAAUUCAUUUCAGGAAAAGUAACAGUUUUAGUUUGUUCUGAUGCCAUGGCACGAGGAAUGGAUAUCAAAGAUGUGGACUGUGUGAUUCUUUACGAUGUUCCAUUGCAUCUUAAGACAUACAUUCAUCGUGUUGGCAGAACUGCUAGAGCCGGUAAAGAAGGAGUUGCCAUUACUUUGAUGGAAGCCGGAGAGAAAAGAGAUUUUUUGUUAAUGAUGAAAUCAGUUCCGGGACAAAAGUUAUCCGAACUUAACGUGUUACAAGAAGAAUUAGAGACGUUUAAAGAAAAAUACGAAGUUGCCAUAAAAGAAAUGGCACAUCACUUGACAAAUGAACAACAGAAAAAGUCUCGUUCAAAACACUUAAAUAAAAAAAAAAUAAAUAUGUUAAAAAAUAGUGAUAAAUAUAAAUAAUAAUAUAACAUAUAU